Molecule: messenger RNA, 1137 nt
Organism: Fusarium vanettenii 77-13-4
Lineage: Eukaryota; Fungi; Ascomycota; Sordariomycetes; Hypocreales; Nectriaceae
Exons: 4
Coding region: 1-1137 (378 amino acids)
Source: RefSeq, a predicted model, not a curated record
AUGGCUAGCAACCAAGCUACCAGCCCAGAAGGCAUCACCUCUGCUUCCACCUCCGCUCCCGCUUCCACCUCCACCUCCACCUCAAACAUAAUGGCCGCCCAGACUACCAGCGCUCCAGAGGAUCCCUUCGCCGCUGUUCUCGCCCUGGCUCGUGUCACACUCACCUCCGCCCCCGCCCCUACGUCUCCCCCUGGCCCUGGUGACGAUGCUCGAGUGGACGGUGCCGCCCUUCCUGACGAGUGGCGCCAAGAUCCCGAGCAUCCUGAGCGAUGCAUCGAGGCUUGGCGUCGCAGUACCAGCCAAAAGUACGGUCAUCUUCUUGGUGACAUCACGUCGAGGGAUGAGUCGGGGAGACUCGUCGCUCGUUCGCGUGGCUUCCCCUCCCCAGCCCCAAGCGACGACAAGCACCGCAACACGACCUUCAUCUGGGUCGAAAAGGCUGGGUUCGACACCAAGCGCAUCGACUUGGCUGACCUCCCCAAACGAGCCGAUCCCGACACGGGAAAGGACAACGUCGAGGUCAAGAGGAUCGAAGACGUCUGGGAAUAUGACAACCCGACCCUCGACACACCCCACCAGUUCGAGCGCGGAAUCGAUAUUUCGCAAAAGGCAGAGGGCAUCGAGUGGGAGCCUCAUCGCUUGCUCGGACCCGACCCAGGGGCGCGAGCUCCCAUCUCAACCAGCAAGGCAUUCGUGCCUAACAGCGAGCUUUCCAACGACUUUCUCGCCUCUACAUCCCGUGGCCACCAGCCCAAGGUCCCACGGCCCUCGCGAGUAGGUGCCGGUUGGGGAGACCACGACAAGUUCCGGGAGUGGCAACUCCACGGCCGCGCUCUGACCAAGGACAUGACCGAGGACAAGGCAUGUGCUCAUGAAGAGCCUGCGACACUCCAGUAUGUUCCCGGCAAGGACGCAGAGGAGGGGGCCGAGAACAUCGUUGUCACGGCAAGCCUGGCGCGAGAUGAUCCCGAGCAGCCGGAGCCAUUCGCUGACAGACAGAGACCAAGGACUGUUCGGGAAUGCUUCGAAACGCGUCGCUAUGGAGAAGCAUCCCGCGAGGGCCACCAACAAGGGCGACGUCAACGUGGUCGUGGAAGAGGUCGCGGUGGACAGGGACUCGAUGACGGCACUUGGUAG